UACGAACUUUCACCCUCACCCUGGAUACCUAGAUAUUUAGAGAUUUGACUCUUGAAAGAUAUACUGAACAGUUACCGUUACUUGUAACUGAUCGUUACCAUUACUUGUACGGUAACUGCUUGCACGUUACCGUUACCAGGAACGGGAACUGUUCAGCAGUUACCGUUACCGGGUAACGGUGGUAACAGUAACUGGUAACUGUCACAGCCCUAGUUCUACAUUUAUUGUUUCCAGUGAAAUCACUAAAAUUAAAUAGAAACGGAUCUAUUUUACUCCGUUCAGUCAAGCCUCAGUCUCGAAUAAAACCUCAUCAGUCGUGACUCAGUCUCAGUCAUGACUGAGACUUGACCCCAUCUCUGUUAACAUAUGAUUGAAUAAAGAGAAAAAGUAAAACAAUUUGUCUCUUAAUUGUAGAAAAGAACAUUUGCUAAGAAAUCGUAUUCCUAUACCACCUAAUGAAGGUCGAUAUAUGUUUGGUGUUGUCGAUGAGACUGGACAAUUAGAAUAUGGACAGUGCUUUAUACAAUACACUAACUUAGAUUCGAUAGGUGGAGAAAGGUUCACAGUUGUCAAAGGUGAUAUUUUAGUAACGAAAAAUCCUUGUUUAUAUCCAGGUGAUUUUCGACGAUUGACAGCUGUUGAUGUUCCACAAUUGCGAGAAUGCAUUCGCGAUUGUAUCGUAUUUCCACAAAAAGGAGAGCGACCCCAUCCGAAUGAAAUUUCCGGAUCGGAUUUGGACGGCGAUCAAUACUGGGUGAGCACACGGUAAAAAGAAAAGUGUCCAAAAAAGCGCCCACUAGAAAACGUCCACGAGAAGUAUACUAAAAAAAGCAUCGACAAAAAUGAGUCCACAAAAAUUCGUCCACGCAGAGGAUUUAAGUUGGGUUG
Molecule: messenger RNA, 888 nt
Organism: Didymodactylos carnosus
Lineage: Eukaryota; Metazoa; Rotifera; Eurotatoria; Philodinida; Philodinidae
Source: the annotation of a GenBank genome assembly